AUGACUGGUUUGUUUUCAUUUGACGAGGAGAAACUCGCCAAGGAUUUCAAUGAUACCAUAAUAGAAGACGAACUUGACCCGAAUGAGCUAGAUGCAAAACCUUUCGAUGGUAAUAUACUCCAAGUCCAUACUGAAACAACAUUUCCAAGAAGAAAGUCGUCGGUCUACAGAAGGUUAUCAAUUAAAUCGGCAGCUUCGGUAACGUCCCAGGAUUUCAUAAUUCCGGCAAAUUAUCAAUAUUCAGAUGAAGGAAACCCUGAAUCAAAUGUGUCUAAACGUAGAAAAGUAUUAAGUGAUUUUACACCUAUAAAAGUUUUGGGAAAGGGAGCAUAUGGGAAAGUUCAUUUGGUACAGGAUAGACAUAACAAGAGGCUAUUUGCCCAAAAACAAUUAAGAAAACCAACUAUUAAUAUACAUGAAGAGCAAGGUGACAUCCACACAAAGCAUGUCAAGCGGACUAUUUCCGAAAGGAAAAUUCUAACCAAUAUCACACAUCAUCCAAAUAUCGUGAAAUUGUUCUAUGCGUUGCAAGACUCAGACAAGUUUUAUCUCAUUUUAGAAUAUAUUCCGGGAGGUGAGUUGUUCCAUCAUUUGACGUCAAACAACUCGCUCGGGAAUGUUUUCAAAGAAGAAGAUGUUGCAUUUUAUGCAGCGCAGAUGGCUCUUGGCUUGAAGCACUUGCAUGAGUUAGGGAUUGUCUAUAGGGAUUUGAAGCCAGAGAAUUGCUUGUUAAAUAGUGCUGGCCAUUUAGUAUUAACAGACUUUGGCCUCUCCAAAAGUAUAGGAGAAGACCCCGAAAACAGCUGUAAGUCCAUCAUAGGCACGCCUGAAUACAUGGCUCCGGAGAUUUUGAAAGGAGAUGAAUAUGAUUACCUGGUCGACUGGUGGUCUUUGGGUUGCGUCAUAUACGAUAUGAUGACUGGCAAGCCACCAUUCACCGGUAACUCACAUAAAGUCAUCCAAGAUAAAAUAAUUAAGAACAAAUUGAAAAUGCCCUUUUACUUUUCCAUGGAUGCGAAGGACCUUUUAAACAAAUUAUUGAACAAAAACCCUGCCAAGAGAUUUCCUGUUGACGAAAAAUGGUCCAUAUUUGAAAGCCAUAGGUUCUUCCGCAAACUAAACUGGAAAUCCUUAAAAGCCCAAGACGAUUCCUGCAAUCCCCCCAUUAUUCCGGUCAUUACAGAUCCUAUAUUGGCUGAGAAUUUUUCAGAAGAGUUUACAAGUAUGGCUAUUAGCGAUUUUGGUGGAGAUCAAGGUAUAAACAUACCUCACAAUUCGGACUACAAUAUAAAUUAUUCGUUCAAAGGCUUUAGUUACACGGCUAGUAAUAGUUUUGUAGAUAGAUUUUGUUAG
Molecule: messenger RNA, 1353 nt
Organism: Debaryomyces hansenii CBS767
Lineage: Eukaryota; Fungi; Ascomycota; Pichiomycetes; Serinales; Debaryomycetaceae
Product: AGC family serine/threonine-protein kinase
Exons: 1
Coding region: 1-1353 (450 amino acids)
Biological process (GO): protein phosphorylation
Molecular function (GO): ATP binding; protein serine/threonine kinase activity
Source: RefSeq, a predicted model, not a curated record